Messenger RNA from Pseudozyma flocculosa PF-1, 2412 nucleotides. RefSeq lists its product as uncharacterized. The record is from RefSeq and is a predicted model, not a curated record. NCBI's taxonomy places the organism in Eukaryota, Fungi, Basidiomycota, Ustilaginomycetes, Ustilaginales, Ustilaginaceae. Bases 1 to 2412 code for a protein of 803 amino acids. Gene Ontology annotation, molecular function: protein binding. The transcript is spliced from 2 exons.
AUGAUGCCCUCGUUUCUCUAUCCAUCGACGCCUCAGGCAUUCAUCAAGCCAUCGCUCCCUUCGCCCCCCGCGCGCAACGCAUCUGGCUCCUCGACCGCCGGCGCUUCGGCUGCCACCUCGCAGACGACCCUCGCCCAGCGCUUUCGCCGCGCCAUCAAACACGACGACCUCGCCCUCGCCCAGCGCAUCGCGAGCAGGGCAUUUGAGCUGCAGCAGCAGCAGCAGCAGCAGCAGCAGCAGCACCAGCACCAGCACCAGCAUCAACCCUGGCAGACCGACCAGCUUCAGCCGCGCCCAUCCCCAGGCUUCGAGGCGCUCCAGCCAAGCGUCGGCCUCGUCCGCCCUCUGCCCUCCAAGCCUAUCCCUCGAACCGCCACGUCGCGCCGGCCGCUGUCGGGCGGACACCCGUUCGACGUCCGCAACGUCCAGCAUGCCGAGCUCGCCGGAAAGCGCACCAAGCUGCCCAACUACACGUACCGCCUGGGCGCCAGCCACGAGAGCUCGCUCGACGAUGGCCGCGACUCGAGCCUCGUCCUCGCCAUCAAGAACAAUGCCGACAUUGAGCUCAUCCGCUGGCUCAUCGAGAUGGGCCACGAGCAAAAGGGCCCCAGCAACGACAUCUACGGCCACAAUGUCCUCCACCUCGCCGCCCUCUACGACCGUGCCGACGUCAUCUACGCCUAUUCGACCUACAGCAGCAUCUACGUCGCCGUCCCCAUGUCGGAGCUCGUCGAUCGCUGCAGCUUCCACGAUCGACGCACCCCGCUCCACCUCGCCUGCAUCAAGGGCCACGAGGACGUGGCGCGGCAGCUGCUCGACCUCGGCGCGACCAUCGACGCGCCGGACCGCGAGGGCAACACGGCGCUCCACUGCGCCUCGGCGUGGGGCCACCUCUCGCUCGUCCAGCUCCUCAUCGAGCGGGGCUGCUCGUUUGCCACCCAGAACCAGGACGGCUUCACCGCUGCCGACUUUGCCUUCACCCACAGCGUCAAGGCCGCCCUCGAGGCGUUCGGGCGCGCCCAGUUUGAAGCGCGCAAGCGGACGCGGCGAGGGCAGGCGGCUGCCAACGCCUCGUCGUCUGCAGCAGCCAGCGGCUCGGCCUCGGCUCCUGGGGCGGGACCGUCGGGAUCCGCCUUCCGGCGAAGCCUCGACGACGACACCUACUUUGGGCGGCAUGGCGGCAAGCCGCGCACCGAGUUCAAGCCUCCACCACUGCCGCUGGGCAUCGACCAGGCGGUCAAGGGCGUCGUCUACAGCCCCAAGCCCAUCGCGCCGCACUCUGCCACCCUGUCGGCAUUCGAAGGCCACGGCUACGGCCUCGACCAGGAAGAGGCGCUGAGCGGGAAGCUGUACGACGACUGGGACCCCGAACGUACGUUUGCGCAACCCGGCCAGGACCUGCACGCGAGCAACCGCAACGGGACAACGUCGCCCCACCGUCCUCUGAUGCUGGGCGCGGGCAACGACGCCUCGAGCUACGUGCGCCCAUCACUGGACCUGUACAGCGAGUACCUCGCCCAUUCUGCGGCCGGGGCGCAGCGGGAAGCCUCCGAUCGGGCAUCAGAAGCCAGCAACGCGAGAGGGCCCAUGUCGGCAGGCCCGACCUCGACGGGCCGCGUGAUGCACAGCUUCUCGCCCAGGCCGUCGCUGCAGGAGGACCGGCAAAGGGCGCCGAGCGACCUGUGGCGCGGUGGGCGCCGCAGUCCGCUGCCGCCGAGCCAAUCGGAUGGCGCCUUCCGGCCGCAGCAGCAGCAGCAGCAGCAGCAGCAGCAAUGGCACGUUGCGUCGCAGUCGCAGGGCGCGCGGCGGGGCAGUCCGAGUCCGAGCAACGGCGACAGCCCGAGGGCGGCCACCCGCCACCGCUUCGCCUCGUUGGCCGACCACGUGCGCGGCAACAAUGCGUCGGCCACAUCGCUCUUCCGACGUGGGCCGUCGCCCAACCUCGAACGCCGCGGCACGCCACCGAUCCCGACGCAAGGUCCAACGACGGCGGGCAAGCAGCGAGCAGCCAAGGGAAGCGCCAGCGGCGAGGCAGGAGCGACGUCUCCGCCAAGCCAGAGCGUCAACCUGUCGAGCUCGCUGCCGUCGUCCUCGGUGCUGGCAGCUGGUCCAUCCAAGUCGCUACCGAAGAAACCACCGUCAUCCGGGGCCGGCGGCAGCGGCAGCGGCGGUACCAAGGACAAGGACAAGGACAAGGUCGUCCAGCAGCUGCUCGAAUUUGCCGACGUGCCGACUAGGGUUUGGAGCCGGUCGCCUCUUCUCGCCGAAGCGGGCCCGUCCGGUGGCGCAUCCACACGAAGCGGAGCCACGGUCUCGUCUCCCAAGCAGCACCACGGCGGCAAGGGCAAGGCUGCCGCCGCGACCAACGACAACGAGGCGGCCUUGCGGCACCAGCUCAAGAUUCUUCUGUGA